Messenger RNA from Myzus persicae (green peach aphid), 1807 nucleotides. RefSeq names its product DNA polymerase delta subunit 2 (gene PolD2). Bases 422 to 1777 code for a protein of 451 amino acids. The transcript is spliced from 9 exons. Gene Ontology annotation, biological process: DNA strand elongation involved in DNA replication; DNA replication. Gene Ontology annotation, cellular component: delta DNA polymerase complex. Gene Ontology annotation, molecular function: DNA binding. The record is from RefSeq and is a predicted model, not a curated record. NCBI's taxonomy places the organism in Eukaryota, Metazoa, Arthropoda, Insecta, Hemiptera, Aphididae.
GCUGUAUUGCUGUGUAUGAUACUAUGAUUGUGUUCACCGCCGUGAACAGACCGUAGUUAUAGUGCUAAGUAGUUAGUAUCGUUAAACAUUAGUGGUUAACUGUACAGUUGUUGCGCUGAAGUUAAGAGUAGUGAAGUGAGCGUAUAAAAGUAUAAUACUGGACAAGUAAGACCUUUUAGAAGUCGCAUUGUCGUCCUAACAUCUUCGGCAUUUGUCAGUCGUCAUUGUAAUUCGUGCUUGCGUAGCCCGUAGAUAAUAAUAAUUACUUAGUCGAUUCAUCGCAUCAUAGGAUUCUUCUCGGUUGUUGAGUGGUGUUUUUAAAAUUAACAUCGACCACUGACGUUUUUUUUCGUCACUUCCACUUACACAGCUCUUAAAGGAAAUUUACGAAUUUACCGGCAAUUAUUUUUCGAAGUUCAACAUGCCUGAACUCGUCGGCAACUACGAUGAAACUGAAUUCGAACGGUCGUCGUUCAAUUACGUCGACAUGUCGUCGAUGUUCCAUCUAAAAGAUGUUAACUACACCAGACAGUUUGCACACAUUUACGCUCACAGACUAGUGCAGAUGAGAGACAUUCUUCAAGAGAAAAUACAACAAAAAUGGGGCGAAGGGUGUGAUAUUUAUAAAUUAUCCGAGUUACAUGAUAAAAUUGGCGUAGAAUGUAUUAUAAUUGGCACACUAUUUAAACAUCAAGAACUAAAACCUAGUAUUUUGAAGGAAAUUAGUGAAGAAAACAAUUUGAUACCCCAACUGCCUAGAACUCAUUUUGUUUCCGAUACAGAUGAAGUUAUACUUGAAGAUGAAUUACAAAGAGUGCCUUUAACAUUUGAUGGAUUGAAUGGCAGUAGUUUAUCCUUAAAUAAUAUUAUGACUGGAUGUAUUAUAGCAGUAAAAGGUAUCCCUCAUGAUGGCGGUAAAUUUGACGUACUGGAUUUUUGUUGGCCUACUCCAUCAGCUGCAUCUAGAGUACUCACUACUCGUAGUUCAGGAGAUGAUAGGUUUCUUGUAAUAAUAAGUGGUUUAGAAUUAGCCACUAACGUUGCUACUCAUUUCCAAGUACAAUUAUUUGUGGAUUGGAUAUAUGGUUUACUGGGUGAUAAAAAAGAAAACAGUAAAGUCUCAAAAAUUGUCCAAGUUUUAAUAGCUGGAAAUAGUAUACGUAGUACUCCAAUGAAAAAGCCAAAUUACCGUGACAAGAUAGACGAUUUUCCUAGAGACAUUCAAGCAAUUAAACAGUUAGAUGACCUAUUAUUCCAAUUAGCUUCAACUGUUGAUGUUCAAAUUAUGCCUGGAGAAUUUGACCCAGCAGAUAGAACAUUACCUCAACAAGCGUUUCACAGAUGUUUAUUUCCCAAAGCUUCUGAAUAUUCAAGUUUACACAGAGUAACAAAUCCAAAUCAGUUUGAAAUUGAAGGCCAUCUUAUAAUUGGAUCAUCUGGACAAACUGUACAAGAUGUUUUAAGAUUUACCAACUUAGAAGAUCCUAUUGAUAUUAUGGAUAAAAUAUUAGAUUGGGGGCACCAAAUACCAUCUGCACCAGACACUAUUCCAUGUUAUCCAUUUGAAGGACAAGAUCCAUUUAUUAUAAAAGAAAUGCCAGAUGUGUUCUUUGUAUCAAAUCAAAAAUCAUUUCAGACAUCCCUAAAAACAAAUACCAGUGGCAAACCUACGAGACUUAUAAGUGUGCCGUCUUUUUCAUCAACACAAACUUGUAUUUUACUGAACCUCAAUAAUUUAGAAUGUCGUCCAAUAUCGUUUAAGACAUUUGCUCCUUAAUAUCAUUCACUAUUAUAUACAAAUUUCAUU